UUUCCCCAGUCUGGUGCUUUGUGCAUUAGACUACAAUUCAAUUAAAUACCAGGUGCUGGUGGCGGAUGAUGGGUGCUGUCUUUCAACUGGGAGCUGGAGGGCAGCCGGUUGGAGAAAGCUAGUCUACAGGGUUAUGCCAAAGCCUUCAUGAAAAAAAAAGGGGCCUGGAAUGGAAAAAAAACUGGAGUAAACUCAAGGAUUAGAAAGUAUGGGUGAGGAAGGACUUUACAUAAGACACUUAAGGCUCUUGCAUCCAAUUUCGGUGUGCGUGCUAGACCGCUGAGGAUAUUUACUGCCACUGAAUAUGCCUCUUGGCUUCAUGGGCUGUGCAGCUAAUUUUGUUUUGGUGCUGAAACUGUGAUCCUUUGGCAUAUGGUAUGCCUCCUUCCUGGCAACCAGAUGUUUGUCCCUAUAUCUCUGUAGGUUUGUAGAUCUUUGCUGCUCAUGUGCCUAUGGCUUUGAAGUGUUGAGAGAAGAUGGGCUGAAUGUGCGAGAGCUGUGUUUUAACAUCUUAGUUCAAUCAUCAUGCCCGGUGUAGCAUGCCAAGAAACAGAACUAUGAGUCAAGAAGUCCCCAAUUUAUAUCUUGGCUUUGCCAUGAAAUGAUAAAAUUACCAUAAGCAAAUCACUCCUCAGUUCCCCCAUCUGUAUUAAGUGGGAUAAAAAUAUUAUGUUACAGGAUUGUUUUAAUUACUAGUAUUAGAUAAGGCAUCAUUAGGUCAUAAUUCUUAUAGCAGAUCCUGAAUUAGGCCUUGAAUACUUGAAAAUACUGUGUAAUUAUCUUCAUCACUGGGCAGGGGCCUAACAGCCCCAUCUAUGGAUUCCAGUGUUCACAGCUCUGAUGCCUGAUAGACCCAUCAGUGGCAAAUCCACAUUUGGGGUCCUUUCCAAUCACAGGGAGGGCACACAUCAAGGCUCCCUCCAAAAACAGCUGCCAUUUUGGAGAAUAUGGGAGACUGGGGAAUCCUGGACAGAUCUGGGAGAACAAACUGUGAAAUAAAUAAAAGUGUAAGGAGUUACCUUCCGGUUAAGUGUUACUAGAUAUCUGGUGGAACUUAACUAUUUUUUGGUCCAAACACAAAUGAGAUUGCACCUAAGUAAUAUUUUUUUAAAAGAUGUUUUCACAUUUAAACAACCAGAAUGGGAAGACUAGAGGAAAAGCAAAACAGGGAACUUGGGAAGAAAAAUAUGUGGGGGAGAGAGACAGUGAAAGAGGAAUGGAUUUGACAGAUGAAUGGACUGAAGAAAAAGAAGAGUGAACACUUGCAUGAAUCCUGCAAGUUCAUGCAAGGGAAAAGGAGGUUGAUAGAGAAUGGAAGAGAUUGAAACAGAGAAGGUGCUUGUAAAUACAAGAAAGAAGACCAGUGAGAAAAUCAGCUGUGAUGGAAGAGGGAACAUUGCAUCAGGCAGGAAGAUUUACCUGGAUUACAAUGCAACCACCCCGCUGGCAGGGGAAGUGAUUCAGGCAGUUACAGAAGCCAUGCAUGAAGCAUGGGGUAAUCCUAGCAGCCCUUACAUAGCAGGUCAAAGAGCUAAAGAAAUAAUAAAUGGUGCUCGUGAGAGUUUGGCUAAAAUGGUAGGAGGGCAGCUCCAGGACAUUAUCUUCACUUCUGGAGGGACAGAGGCAAACAACUUAGUGAUUCAGAGUGCAGUGAAGAAUUUUAGAGAAAGCAGCAAGCAACAGUCUGCCAGACCAGGAGAAAAUCUAAAGAAGACUCUGGGGACACUUCCACAUUUAAUUACAUCUUGCAUUGAACAUGAUUCAGUCCGUCUGCCUGUAGAGUACCUAGUAGAAGAACAUGAGGCUGAUGCCACUUUUGUCCCAGUGUCAAAGGUGAGCAGACAGGUGGAAGUGGAUGAUGUUGUUGCAGCAAUCCGUCCAACUACAUGUCUGGUUUCCAUCAUGCUUGCCAAUAAUGAGACUGGGGUUAUCAUGCCCAUCUCAGAACUCAGUCAGCGGAUUCAGACUGUCAAUCAGAAGAGAAUGGCAUCUGGGCUGCCACGCAUCUUGGUGCACACAGAUGCAGCACAAAUGAUUGGAAAGGGGCGAGUGGAUGUUCAAGAUCUGGGAGUGGACUAUCUCACUGUUGUGGGGCACAAGUUUUAUGGCCCACGUAUUGGAGCGCUGUACGUGCGAGGGCCUGGGGUCACCACUCCUCUUCAUCCCAUGCUGUUUGGAGGUGGGCAAGAACGGAACUUUCGUCCAGGAACUGAAAAUACACCAAUGAUUGCUGGUCUUGGCAAGGCAGCAGAGCUAGUGAAUAAGCACUGUGAUGUUUAUGAAGCUCACAUGAGGAAGGUUCGGGAUUAUUUAGAGGAGAAGCUUGAAGCUGCAUUUAAAGAACAAGGAAUCCAUUUUAACUGUCGGCUGAAAGGCUCUAAACGACUGUGCAACACAUGUAAUUUUUCCAUAGUGGGCUCAGGACUACAAGGUCGGCUGGUGCUGUCUCACUGUAGGACUUUGCUUGCUAGCGUUGGUGCUGCCUGCCACUCUGAGAAGGGUGACCAGCCAUCGUCAAUCCUGCUCAACAGUGGAAUUCCUUACAAUCUGGCCCAGAAUGCCCUGCGUCUCAGUGUGGGGCGUCACACCAGCAAGGAAGAUGUGGAUCUGAUUGUAGAAGAUUUGAAGCAGGCUGUGGCUCAGCUGCAAUAGACUAGAUUCUCACAGUUGUCUAAGAAGAAGCUAUUGUUCACCAAAACUGACCAGUGAAAUUACCAAACCUUGAUUUUUCCAUGAUCAUAUCUGACAGAGUGAGGACAGGCCUGUCUAUUCUUCGCCACUGGAUCAUUGCUGAUUCACACCAAAUGAUUCCCGAGCCAGGGCUGGGCAAUUCUGGGCAGACUUUAGACAAAUCCCAGCUCCCAUGGUUUGCAUGGGGACAAAAGCAAGCUAACUUUAGCAAGUUGCAGCAGAAGUUUAACUUCUGUAACAGGUUUUUUUUUUUUUUUUUUUUUUUUUGCCAAAUUGUUACUUCUGCCUUGAUUUUCUGGGUGGUGGUGGAGGCAGCAGGAGCCAUGUCCAGGCCAUGCAUUGUCCGGCCUUGCCUUGCUCUAGCCCUUGAAUUCAGCAAGCUAUUGUAUAUGAUAAUAGCAUUAGCUUUUGCUUCCGAGGAUCAGUGUCAAGUUCAGUUACUGUACUAAGCAGGAUGUUAUGUGAUAUUUGGCAAAUUGGGAGAGGGGAGUCUCUAGUUGGAUGUUGAUGCAUGUACUUGGAGAAUUUAGACAGGGAACAAAUGUGAACAUCAUGGCUUGAAUGUAUACAUAUAGGAAAGGACAGGUGAAUCUCAAAACAGACAGGAUUAGCUUUAGAUUGUAGAAAUUCUCUCUUCUGAUGCUACCCUUUUCAUUUACCCCUUACCUGAAACAAAACACGAGCCCUUUUGCAGCAGCUACUGUAGCACAGAGCUGAAUACUGGGGCCAAAAUGUGCAAUACAGUGUACCACAAUGAAAGAGUAGUUUGUGCAUGAACACAUGCAACCUUCACUUCACAUUGCUUUGUAUAACGCAGAUAUUAAGAGUCGGCAGGUAGCUGUCUCUACCUGUUUGACCUAGUGUUAAGGGGCUGCUGGCACUUCCGUUUAUGUCAGUUACACAAUCUAAUCCCACUGGAAAGAGAGACAUGACGGCAGGAAUCUGAGCCAGGAAUUGUUGUUGCCGUUAUCUGUCCUGAUUGCCAACAACGGGACUGGCCACAACUGUCAUCUUAUGGCUGGGAAAAGUUUUUGCUAUGAUGGAUCCUGGCUGUAAUUGCUGGUGCUGCUUGCCAUCAGCAGUAGGAAUCUCCAGUGGUGGGACAGGUGAUGAAGAGAUCCAACCCAGCAGGUGCUUCCCAUCAGCAAGAUGAGGACAAAGGCAUAUUGGUUCUCUUGCCACUGCCAGCCCAGCUUGCUUGCAGCCAGUUCAGGCAAAUAGUAAGGAUCUGACUAGCUAGGGGUUCUCGCUUCCCCAUAAGAAUACAUCACAGGGAUUCCUCUGGCUGUCAGCUUCCCCUUGCAGAAAGAAGUGGGUUCUGUGCACCUUACAGCUACUCCUGUGACUGAGAGGUGGCAAUCCCUAUAAUUCUGUGCUGUCCUUUGGCCUGUGCCAGACUUCAGAGCUGCCUUUCCUGGCUUCUGCAGGCACUGUGUUUGGUUCCAUGGGUCAAGUGAACAGAGAGGAAAAUAAAGGGUAUUCUCUGUCAUCCCACUUAUCUAGCAGCUUUGUACCAUGGAACAUUUAUGCAAAACUAUUUCUGGCACAUACUUGCUUAUUUCCUCUAUCCUGGGUACUGGCUCUUUCGUAUUAGACAAAAGGAAGAUCUAUAGUGCUCUCUUUUUUAGCCAGUAGUCCUGCCAUGCUGGUCUACAGUUGGUAGCCAUGCUGGCUGGGGAAUGAUGGGAGUUGUAGACUAACACAUCUGGAGGAUGCCAGGUUGAAGAAGGCUCCUUUGUUACAAAGGGGGGAUCAGGAAAAAAUGGCAGGUGAUUGAGGCACGGUGGCAAGGCAAGCAGAGCUCAGAUCUUUCUUGGUUAAGCUCUUUAGCUUUUCUGUUGACUGCUUGGAUUUCUGCAGCCUUGAUAGGAAUACGGAGUAGUUAUUUUGUCACUAUAUAAUUACACCGAGGAGGCUAUAUACUGCUGUUCCAGGGAAGUAGGGAUAACUGUGUGGGUGUGUGUAUACACAAAAUGCUGCAUGCACUAUGAGGGUUGAGCAUAUGAUCAAAGAUGUUAGUGCUAUAUCUGUAUGCACAUCCAGACUUAAAGAGGAGUAUAUGUUGAUAUCAUAGACUCAUUGUUGAGGAUGUCUCCCAUUCCCAGAGCAACAGAAGGAGUUGUCCUCAAGCAUUUUUUUUUUUUUUUUUUUUUGGUGUUGUGCAUUGGAAGCCAUUAGCUCUCAUCUCACAAGAAGGUAAAUGUUACAUAACCCAGCAAGAAAGGGAUCUUAGGCAUCAAAUUGCCAGGUACUCCAUUUCUGACUUGCUGGAGCCAGAUGCUUCAGAAGAUUUGUCACAUCAAUAGAAACAUAUUUUGGGACUGUAUAGCUUUCCUUAUGUUCUUGGCACCAUGGAUUUGGCAUGCCAGUAUCCACUACCAAAGAUAACUGCGAAUCAACUAGCAUAAGAAUAUGUUAUACUGUCAUAGGAAAAUACCAAAGCUAUUACAGAUAGUGGCGCGCUGGCACUAAUUGAUGAGAAACACUGCAAGAAUCUCACUGAAUAGGAAGGACUUGAGAUAAAUAUUGUGGAGGUUGAAUGCCCUUAAGAUAGGUGGUAAUGUCCAUUUGGAAUGUUAUUUAAAAUACAUAUUUUAAAGGCUUUUGAGUUUCAAAACCAUGGUAGAUGGGAUUAGAAGGGCAAUUAAAUUAUUCCUGGAGUUGGCUGGCAUCCAUUUCAGCCUCUGUACAGCCAGGUCCAUUGAGAUUGCUCUUAGUACUGAGGUGAAGGAAUAGUACUUGGUUUUUAGGUUCUGCUGCACUGCAACUUCAACGGAAAAUUAUCCAUCCCAAGACACUUGUUGAUCUUCGAGGAUGUUAAUACUUGUUUCAAAUAUUAGAUAGUCCUGUUCUGAAGGCAAUGGUGGGUAAUGCUGUAAAAGAGACACAAAGUUAAAAUGUAAUGCACAAAAUUGUAUUGUUAAAAUAAGCCUAUUUCAGUGUCAAUUUGAAUUAAAAUAAAAUCUUGUUUAUAACA
Messenger RNA from Varanus komodoensis (Komodo dragon), 5668 nucleotides. RefSeq names its product selenocysteine lyase (gene SCLY). The coding region runs from base 1312 to 2652 and encodes 446 amino acids. Lineage: Eukaryota; Metazoa; Chordata; Lepidosauria; Squamata; Varanidae. The transcript is spliced from 13 exons. The record is from RefSeq and is a predicted model, not a curated record.